Amphimedon queenslandica is the source of this 1349-nucleotide messenger RNA. RefSeq names its product alcohol dehydrogenase class-3 chain L-like. Lineage: Eukaryota; Metazoa; Porifera; Demospongiae; Haplosclerida; Niphatidae. Gene Ontology annotation, biological process: formaldehyde catabolic process. Gene Ontology annotation, cellular component: cytosol. Gene Ontology annotation, molecular function: zinc ion binding; S-(hydroxymethyl)glutathione dehydrogenase [NAD(P)+] activity; alcohol dehydrogenase (NAD+) activity. The record is from RefSeq and is a predicted model, not a curated record. The transcript has 9 exons. Bases 102 to 1283 code for a protein of 393 amino acids.
GCAGAAUUUUUAAUAACUAGCUCCUACUAUUUUGGUCUAGUAUUUUAAUUUUCUGGCAAUAACUUGUUUUUGGAGAGAAAAGAGAUACUUUCUACACAACAAUGUCAGAUACAGUUGGGAAGGUUAUAAAGUGUAAAGCCGCUGUUGCGUGGAAGGCAUGUAAGCCUCUCGUCAUUGAGGAGGUAGAAGUGCAGCCACCUAGAGCUGGUGAAGUAAGGAUUCAGAUUCGCUCCACUGGUGUCUGUCACACUGAUUCUUAUACUCUUAACGGUCAUGAUCCUGAGGGACUCUUCCCUUGUGUCCUUGGUCAUGAAGGAGGGGGCGUGGUCGAGAGUAUCGGAGAAGGCGUGACCACUGUGCAGCCUGGUGACCAUGUGAUACCACUCUACAUUCCACAGUGCAGAAAUUGUAAGUUUUGUCUAAGCCCAAAGACCAAUUUGUGCUCCAAAAUCAGAGCUACCCAGGGGAAAGGACUUAUGCCUGAUGGGACCUCACGGUUUUCUUGUAAUGGGAAAACUCUCUAUCAUUUUAUGGGAACAAGUACCUUUUCUGAAUAUACUGUACUGCCGGAAAUAUCUGUCGCUAAAGUGAAUCCAGCUGCUCCUUUGGAUAAAAUCUGUCUGCUGGGAUGUGGCAUACCCACUGGGUAUGGAGCUGCUAUUAAUACUGCUGGAGUUGAGCCUGGUUCUACUGUUGCCGUAUUUGGUUGUGGAGCCGUUGGCCUUGCUGUCAUUAUGGGGUGCAAGGAGGCUGGGGCUAAGCGUAUCAUUGCUGUUGAUAUUAAUCCUGACAAACGGCAAAUUGGUAAGAGGAAAAGAUUAUUAUUAUUAUCAUUUAUUUAUUUAUUUAUAGCUCAGUCAUUUGGUGCCACUGAAUUUCUCAACCCUAAAGAACAUGAUAAGCCAACUCAGCAGGUCCUCGUGGAUCUAACUGAUGGUGGGUGUGACUACACUUUUGAGUGUAUUGGUAACGUAAUGACAAUGAGAGCUGCUUUGGAGGCGUGUCACAAAGGAUGGGGUGUAUCUACUAUUAUUGGUGUUGCUGCAUCUGGAAAAGAAAUUUCAACUCGUCCAUUCCAGCUGGUAACAGGUCGUGUUUGGAAAGGUACAGCGUUUGGUGGUUGGAAGAGCAGGGAUGGUGUCCCUCAGUUAGUUGAGAAGUAUUUGUCGGGUGCCAUGAAAGUUGACAAGUUUGUGACUCACACAUUUGACCUCACUGAAAUCAACAAAGCAUUUGAUGUCAUGCAUCAAGGAAAGAGUAUCAGAUCUGUCGUCAACUUUUGAAUAUUUAAACUGAACAGUAUUUCCCAACUCGAAUUCAAUCAUUGACUAGUUAUUAAUAGUUAUUAA